UCAAACAAACACACGCGUGUCACGCGUUUCACAGCUCUCAAGCGUAAACGAAGACUGUCAAAAUUUUGGCCACAGAAGAACGGUCUUUUCGGAACGCCAAUCAAGCUGAAAAAGCUUCGAAACAUGUCUUCAGAGAAAAAACCACUCCCACCGAGAAAUGAAGACUUCUUCAUCGAAUGGAGCAGCUUGGACGAGCACCCUGUGUGUGACAAAAACGGGUACAUGUGCCAGGCGUGCAAAGAACAAGAGCAGUAUGAGGAACUUAAACAACUCGAAAAGCAGCUGAUGGAAGAAGAGGAUUUCGAGGAGAUUACUAAGGAAUUUUCUUCUAUGAACGUUCAUCAGAAAAAUUUGAAAUCUUCGCUCAUGAAGCAGCUGAUGGAAGAAGAGGAUUGCGAGGAGAUUACUAAGGAAUUUUCUUCUAUGAACGUUCAUGCUCAAAAGGAAGCGGAGGCACCAGAUAAUGCUUCUCAGGAAGGAAUAAGGAACAGGAACCUGAAAACUUUGGGCUACAGAGAUAGAUCUCCUACAGGUAGAACUAAACAGGCAAUCGUGAAACACAAGAAAAUACUAAAAAGCAAACGCUAUUCUGCAAAGGCGGGAGGUUUAUUUAAGAACUUAAAAAGGACAAGACAUGAUUCUGCCAUUACUCUCAAUGAGGAAAUUUUCACGAAAGCUUGGUACAAAGCGAAGAAUCUUAUCUGACGCUGUCGACAAAAUGGAUCUUCACUAGCCUCCAAUAGAGAUGAGAUUAUGAAUUGGAACUCAAAUAAAAUAUUA
Messenger RNA from Cloeon dipterum, 780 nucleotides. RefSeq lists its product as uncharacterized. The transcript has 6 exons. The record is from RefSeq and is a predicted model, not a curated record. The coding region runs from base 124 to 705 and encodes 193 amino acids. Lineage: Eukaryota; Metazoa; Arthropoda; Insecta; Ephemeroptera; Baetidae.